AUGUUCCACAAAAAGUCGCCCUCGCCGGACCCCACCACCGCCAAUAAGGAAGAAAAAACCCCAUCAGCCGCCCGGAAUUCCAGCGACGCGCCGGAAAACCCGCCGCCGGCCGGGCGGCACAUGAGGGCGGGCGAGCAGCACCGGCGGUCGAACUCGGGGGCUUCGAAGCUCGUGUCAAGCGUGAGCAUGAAGGUGAAGAAGAAGCUGAAGCACGAGGACUCGAUAUGGAAGAAGACGAUAAUAUUGGGGGAGAAGUGCCGGGUGCCGGAAGAGGAGGACGAAGAGACAAUAUUGUAUGACGAGAAUGGGAAUAGGAUUUCGGCAUACCACCACCGGAAAACCCACAGUGGGGCCCUCUCGUUUUCCCGGCCAGCUGGUCUCGAUUAUCGGGAAGAUUUAUCAAGAAAAUAA
Striga asiatica is the source of this 411-nucleotide messenger RNA. Lineage: Eukaryota; Viridiplantae; Streptophyta; Magnoliopsida; Lamiales; Orobanchaceae. The record is from the annotation of a GenBank genome assembly.